GCGGCGGCGCGGGCAGCUGGCGCCGCGCGGUCCAGCUCGGCCGGGCGCACGGACGCACCGCCGAGCCGACGGCCGGAGGGACGGGGCGCAGGCGCUGGGCCGGCGGGCAGCGAGCGCGAGCCAGAGCCGCGCUCAGUGAGUCGGGCGCCCGCGGCUGCCAGACUCCCGAGUGGCGCCCUCCCGCCGGGGCCAGAACCGGGCCAUGGGGGGCAGCAUGCUGGCGCGCGCCGCCUGAGGACGUCGUAACACCCGCCCCAGCCAUGGGCGCCCCGGCGUGCGCCCUCGCGUUCUUUGUGGCCGUGGCAGUCGCGAUGACCGGCGCCGUCUCCGGGUCCCCGGGCAUGGAGCAGCGCGUCGUGCGGAGAGCAGCAGAGGUCCCGGGCCCUGAGCCUGGCCACCAGGAGCUGGUCUUUGGAAGCGGGGACACCGUGGAGCUGAGCUGCCCCUUGCCCUUGGGGGCUCCCUCAGGGCCCACGGUCUGGGUGAAGGACGGCGUGGCGCUGGCGCCCUCAGACCGCAUCCUGGUGGGGCCGCGGCGGCUGCAGGUGUUCAACGCCUCCCACGAGGACGCCGGGGCCUACAGCUGCCGCCAGCGCCCCUCGCAGAGCGUCCUGUGCCGCUUCGCCGUGCGCGUGACAGACGCUCCGUCCUCGGGAGACGACGAAGAGGGGGAGGACGAGGCUGAAGACACAGCCGGGGCCCCUUACUGGACGCGGCCCGAGCGGAUGGACAAGAAGCUGCUGGCGGUGCCGGCGGCCAACACGGUUCGCUUCCGCUGCCCAGCCGCCGGCAACCCCACCCCGUCCAUCUCCUGGCUGAAGAACGGCAAGGAGUUCCGAGGCGAGCACCGCAUCGGGGGCAUCAAGCUGCGGCACCAGCAGUGGAGCCUGGUCAUGGAGAGCGUGGUGCCUUCGGACCGCGGCAACUACACGUGCGUCGUGGAGAACAAGUUCGGCAGCAUCCGGCAGACGUACACCCUGGACGUGCUGGAGCGCUCCCCGCACCGGCCCAUCCUGCAGGCGGGGCUGCCCGCCAACCAGACGGCGGUGCUGGGCAGCGACGUGGAAUUCCACUGCAAGGUGUACAGCGACGCGCAGCCCCACAUCCAGUGGCUCAAGCACGUGGAGGUGAACGGCAGCAAAGUGGGGCCCGACGGCACGCCCUACGUCACGGUGCUCAAGUCGUGGAUCAGUGAGAGUGUGGAGGCUGACGCGCGCCUCCGCCUGGCCAAUGUGUCCGAGCGCGACGGGGGCGAGUACCUCUGUCGAGCCUCCAAUUUCAUAGGCGUGGCUGAGAAGGCCUUUUGGCUGCGUGUUCACGGGCCCCAAGCAGCUGAGGAGGAGCUGGUGGAGGCUGGUGAGGCUGGCAGUGUGUAUGCAGGUGUCCUCAGCUACGGGGUGGGCUUCCUCCUCUUCAUCCUGGUGGUGGCCGCUGUGACCCUCUGCCGCCUGCGCAGCCCCCCCAAGAAGGGCCUGGGCUCGCCCACCGUGCACAAGGUCUCCCGCUUCCCGCUCAAGCGACAGGUGUCCUUGGAGUCCAGCUCGUCCAUGAGCUCCAACACGCCGCUGGUGCGGAUCGCCCGGCUGUCCUCGGGGGAGGGCCCCGCGCUGGCCAACGUCUCUGAGCUCGAGCUGCCCGCCGACCCCAAAUGGGAGCUGUCCCGGGCCCGGCUGACUCUGGGCAAGCCUCUCGGGGAGGGCUGCUUCGGCCAGGUGGUCAUGGCGGAGGCCAUCGGCAUCGACAAGGACCGGGCUGCCAAGCCCGUCACGGUGGCGGUGAAGAUGCUGAAAGAUGACGCCACGGAUAAGGACCUGUCGGACCUGGUGUCCGAGAUGGAGAUGAUGAAGAUGAUCGGGAAACACAAGAACAUCAUCAACCUGCUGGGCGCCUGCACGCAGGGCGGGCCCCUGUACGUGCUGGUGGAGUACGCGGCCAAGGGCAACCUGCGGGAGUACCUGCGGGCGCGGCGGCCCCCGGGCACGGACUACUCCUUCGACACUUGCCGGCUGCCCGAGGAGCAGCUCACCUUCAAGGACCUGGUCUCCUGCGCCUACCAGGUGGCGCGGGGCAUGGAGUACCUCGCCUCGCAGAAGUGCAUCCACAGGGACCUGGCCGCCCGCAACGUGCUGGUGACCGAGGACAACGUGAUGAAGAUCGCGGACUUCGGCCUGGCCCGCGACGUGCACAACCUCGACUACUACAAAAAGACCACCAACGGCCGCCUGCCCGUGAAGUGGAUGGCGCCCGAGGCCUUGUUUGACCGCGUCUACACCCAUCAGAGUGACGUCUGGUCCUUCGGGGUCCUGCUCUGGGAGAUCUUCACGCUGGGGGGCUCGCCGUACCCCGGCAUCCCCGUGGAGGAGCUCUUCAAGCUGCUGAAGGAAGGCCACCGCAUGGACAAGCCGGCCAACUGCACGCACGACCUGUACAUGAUCAUGCGCGAGUGCUGGCACGCCGUGCCCUCCCAGAGGCCCACCUUCAAGCAGCUGGUGGAAGACCUGGACCGCGUGCUCACCGUUACAUCCACCGACGAGUACCUCGACCUAUCGGUGCCCUUUGAGCAGUACUCGCCGGGCGGCCAGGACACCCCCAGCUCUGGCUCCUCAGGGGACGACUCCGUGUUCGCCCAUGACCUGCUGCCCCCGGCCCCACCAGGCAGCGGGGGCUCGCGGACGUGAAGGGCCACGGCUUGCGGGCCGAGCCCCCUUCAACGUGAGAGUGGACCCCAGCCCGCCGUGCUGCCGCUGGUGUGACCAACGCGUCUCACCGGCCUGGGCUCAAGACCUGGAACUGGUGGACAGAUGGACAGACAACUUCCG
This is a messenger RNA of Kogia breviceps (pygmy sperm whale), 2819 nucleotides long. The record is from RefSeq and is a predicted model, not a curated record. NCBI's taxonomy places the organism in Eukaryota, Metazoa, Chordata, Mammalia, Artiodactyla, Physeteridae.